Coprinopsis cinerea okayama7#130 is the source of this 990-nucleotide messenger RNA. RefSeq lists its product as hypothetical. The transcript is spliced from 5 exons. The record is from RefSeq and is a predicted model, not a curated record. Bases 1 to 990 code for a protein of 329 amino acids. Lineage: Eukaryota; Fungi; Basidiomycota; Agaricomycetes; Agaricales; Psathyrellaceae.
AUGCUCCCAAACCUAGAGUCACAAGACAGUCACAUUCGCGCGGAAGCCGAAAGUAUUGUAAAUUCGCUCUCCACUAUUGAAGAAUUGGAGCGGCACAUCGUCAAUUGCGCCACGGCUUUAAGCGCCCUAGGCGCCCCAGCACCAGACAAUGGGAGCGAACUUGUGGAGGAAGUCAAGGGAUUCAUAUCCGAUGCCCGGAAGUCUCAGCAUUACCAUCUAUCCAUCGUUCAGUCACUGUCAAAAGCCAUACAACUACGAGUGGACAGGAUUGACAACUGGAGCUCGAUGGCUUUGGCGUUCAGGCGCGGGGGGGAGGUUGCUAUCACCGACGCUAUGCGAGCAUUUGCCGCAUCAAGAGCGGAAGUUGUUGCUUGGAUAACAGAGCUGCGCGCUGUGGUCUCAGCGCACGAAGAGGGACUCAGAAGGGAGGCGCGGUCCGACAUCACAAGGCUUCUCGUCAACGAUCUACAAAUGUUCACUGACGCCAAUCUUGACUCCUCUGAACCAAUUCACAUCCAGCCUAUACGACAAGCCCUCAACGAUGCAUUAGCCAAGCUCUCUGCGCAGCAAUUUGACUUGACCAUGCAGCCGUCUAUGCAGCCGUCAUCAGAGGAGAGGAGUGCCCCUAUUUUCACAAUCCAGGAGGAGAUGGAUCUGGCGUUCGACCUCUUCAAAGCCCUUGUAGCCAUGCAGAGGUACCUGGAAAGUGCAAGGACAGUGGUGGAAAAGCGGAGGCGGGCGUUGGACGAGAAUCUUGCCCCCAAUCCCCGCGGCUGGACAAAAUGGCACCUACAACGGGCUUUCGACGCAAGCGUUAGAAUCUACGACGAGGCUAUCAAAAGCAGGAAUCACGUAAUGGAAAGCCUGUCUCUUCGUGUGAAGUACAUCGAAGACCACAUUUCCCUAGACGAUCGAGCUAUCCUUGCCCCCGCCAACAGCUUUACCAUCACCAGUACUUCAAGUAGUAGUAAUAGCAGUAGCACCCCGUGA